ACGAGGACGAGCGCCGACGGAAAGAGCAACCAAGUGCUAGAAGCCAAACUUCCGCACCCGGGAAACGUGUCGCGUGUGCUCCGAGUGGAAAAUACGGACGGAUUCGGGGUGUGCCGGCAAAAAGCCCGCUAAAAGAAUUCCAACUAUGCGUGCGACCACAAAUCAAAAUCAAAAUACGAAUUUAUGAAAAGUGUUUCCCAUUAAGAGUAAAAGUAAAAGUGUUCGUGCGUGGGCCAUCGGCUAAUUGCUCGUGUUCCACAGCCACAGGCCACAGCACACGCACUCAAAGGUUGUUUCACCUCACCAAAGUCUAAAAACCAAUCAAAGAACAGUCAAGUGAAAAGUUGAAAUAAAAGAAAGUGAACCAAAAAGGAGAACCAUGUUGCCAGGAGUGGAGCUGCUGCUGCUGCUCCUGCUCAGCCCGUCGCUUCUUGCAGAGAUCUCCCACUUACCGAUGGUCAGCAAUCGCAUUAUCCUGGACUCCACGGAGCUGCUCCAGCCGCCUUUGAUACCAGACGCCGAUUUGCCAGCGGUUAAGGCGACGCCAGUUCCGCCGCAGAAGUGUCCUUCGUUGCAGCGGUACCGCAAGAUGUUGAAGGACUUCGACGACCUGGAGGACCUCUAUGUGGAUGUGCCCGUGCACAUCGCCUUGGCGGAGCGACAGAGAAAGCGAUUUGUGCUGAACCUGAACGACUCGACGCCGCUGACGAUUCGCUUCUCGGCGCCCGUGGGCCGCAAGAUGUACUACAAUCAGACAGGAAAUCUUCUCCGGCCCCCGGCAGUGGCACCUGGUCCAGGUGUGGCUGUGGGCAGUCUGGUGCUGCCCUGCGCCCUGCGCGGCCAGUACGACCUCUUCGUCCUGGCCCGCCACUCCGGAGCCCUCAAGGUGGACGCCCUGGCAGAGCAUCCCCAGAACGACUGGCCCCUGCUCAAUGCCACGCACCGGAUCGCCAUUCGGACCCAGAACCGCGUGCGGAAGCGCGAGAUGAUCGUCAAGUGGGACAGGAGCAAGUUUGAUUACCAUGUCAUGCACUAUUGCCUGGUGAUACAGCGACUUUCCGUGGACUCCCCGCCGAUAACCUUUGACAAUUUCUGCCAGGCGGUAGCCGCCUACGUGGACCAGCGACCUAUGACGCCCACUUGCUCCGUAGGCAACCCCGUGGACCUGGUUUGGGGUACACCACCGCAGCGGGAGAGAAGACUCAAUCCCCGUCAGAGCCUACACAUCGUGUGCACCGGGAAGAAGCGUCAGCAAAUGCUUCGACGACUACUCCCGCGGAGCAAUUACCAAUUAGAUUUGUUUGGAGUCCACCAAGCCCGUCAGAACCUCACCGUCCGACUGGCCAGCAGCCAGGUGAACUUCAACAGGACUCAACCUUUGGCUUUGAAGCAGCAGGCUCUGAUGCAGCUCAAGAUAGGUGGUCAGCAUGGCAAACAGGUGUACAGCUUCAAGGUUCCGCAGACGAUAGUCCAGGUGGAGGAGCCAUUUAUGAGGCACCUCUUGAUUCCUUGCUCGGGCAGCGAGAUCCGGGUAAAACUGCUGCGCCAGCGCAACGAGGUGGGGAAAACGGAGGCCUUCUAUAGUCCCACUUAUAUCAGGCAGAAGGGCGUUUUACCAGGCGAGCGGUAUCUCAUGAGGUUUGAGCCCAGCAACGAGGAUGAAGCGUUGCGGGCCCAGAAAGUUAUGGUGGCCUUGAGCAGCGAAGCCUUGUUCCGGGACUUGCCAGAACUGCCGCUGAACACUACUGUUUUCAACGUGCGCACGAGGUGCAACAGAGCCACGAUUGCCUGGAAUGGGUCUCCAGAUGAGCGCGAGCUUAGCUACUGCAUCAUAGUGUUCAAUCUGCCGCAGCGCAAUCGCAGCGUGGUGGACUCCACCAACUACUGCAUGGACUUCGUGCCCAAGCGGGUGAUGCAGUACAGGAACUUUGAGUGGAUGACCUGUAGGGAGCGGCAGCAGAGUCCCGACAACAUCGAAACGGAGACCAUACUGAACCUGAUGCCGGGCUCCAGUUACCUGGUCUACGUGACCGCCAACUUGAGCAUGGGCAAACCCCUGCCCUACCAGGCACUGACCCUCCACAUGGCCAGCCAAUGCCUGGAUGGGUCCCACGAGUCCUUCUACUAAGCGUUGCGAGCUAGGAGUCGUAACCCCAAAAAGCUUCGCUGCAUUUUCGAAUACAAACACUGAACUAUCCGUCGUUGUAAAGCUACCUUAUCCACUAUGAUUACUACACUAUCCUACAAGAACUAUGCUGGUUAAAAGACUAUACACCUAGCUCCAUAUACUAUACAUAUAUAUACACUCAUAUAUAUAUAUAUAUACAUAUAUACAGAUGUUCGUGGCAAAUGUUGUGUGAGCGAGUGAGUGUGUGCGUGUGACUUAUGAUUGAGUUUGCCAUUUGAUUCCAAGUAUUUUCGAGUGCUUAGUUUUGUAAUUUUUAGCUAGCCGUUAAUGUUUGUAAAAUAAUGUUUUUCAUUGGUUUUCCCACUCUGCUUGCCGGGUAAUCGUUUUCUAGAUUUUAGCCUUAGCACUCCUAGUUUAAAGUUAGUUUUCGUAGGCCUUUGCUGUUAAGUUUAAACCGUAAACAAAGAGUUUGUGUAGUUCUUUUGUACAUUAAGCUUACAGUUAGCUCUACAUUAGAUAUACCAUUAUGAAUAUAUAUGUGCGUUGAAAGCGUUGUAUUUUUUGAAGCCGAACUUAUGCAACCGAAAGGAGGACAAUAAACAAAUGUGCUAUAAAACGAGGAAAGUGUCGCAAAUAAAUGUGAAACCACUGCUAAAGAAAACCGA
Molecule: messenger RNA, 2793 nt
Organism: Drosophila eugracilis
Lineage: Eukaryota; Metazoa; Arthropoda; Insecta; Diptera; Drosophilidae
Gene: nord
Exons: 8
Coding region: 380-2128 (582 amino acids)
Molecular function (GO): protein binding
Source: RefSeq, a predicted model, not a curated record